This is a messenger RNA of Carassius carassius (crucian carp), 2176 nucleotides long. Its product is annotated as probable aminopeptidase NPEPL1. Gene Ontology annotation, biological process: proteolysis. The record is from RefSeq and is a predicted model, not a curated record. The transcript is spliced from 12 exons. Gene Ontology annotation, cellular component: cytoplasm. Bases 64 to 1641 code for a protein of 525 amino acids. Gene Ontology annotation, molecular function: manganese ion binding; metalloaminopeptidase activity. Lineage: Eukaryota; Metazoa; Chordata; Actinopteri; Cypriniformes; Cyprinidae.
CAGGAGAAGCGGAAGGUCAAAGUGCAUCUUCCCUCUGAAGAGACUCUCUAGCUCGGGCGGAAGAUGGCGAACGUACUGCUCGAGUUCAAGGCUUCUGCCGCGGACUCAGAGCCGAAGAACCGCCCGGUCCUCAUCGUCGGCCAGCUCGCCAACCUACAACAGAUCAACUGGACCCAGGUGAAAGGGAAACUGCAGCCGGUGGUCACCAAAGAGAUAUGGCAGGCGGCUUUGGCUUCUCUGAAUCCCAACCCUACGGAUAGUUGUCCUCUGUAUUUGAGUUUUGCAGCCGUGGCGGCCCUUCCUUCACGAGUCAGUCGUCACAACAGCCCAUCAUCUGCACACUUCCUCACCCGCCUCAUCCGAACCUGCCUGCCCGCCGGCAAUAACCACUGCAUUGUGAUGGUGUGUGAGCACUCUGAUGUGUUUGCGUCAGCGUGCGCCAUUGGCCGAGCUUUCCCGCUUUUCACCCGCCGUUCAGCAUCUUCUCGCAGGACAGAGAAGAAGCACGUCACUGUGGAGUUUGUCACUGUGGGUCAGGACAAUGGCCCACUGGAGGUCUCCACUCUGGAGUGUCUUGCCAAUGCGGCGGAUGGAGUUCGUCUGGCUGCUCGAAUCGUGGACACUCCAUGCAGCGAAAUGAAUACUGAUGACUUCCUAAAGGAAAUCAAGGCAGUGGGCAGUGAAUUAGGCAUCACUCCAACUAUAAUUCGAGGAGAGGAACUGAAACACAAGGGCUUUGGGGGUAUCUAUGGAGUUGGUAAAGCUGCUCAGCAUCCUCCUGCAUUGGCUGUGCUCAGCCACACUCCCUCAGGAGCCACACAGACCAUUGCCUGGGUGGGCAAAGGAAUUGUCUAUGACACCGGUGGUCUCAGUAUCAAGGGCAAAACCACAAUGCCAGGAAUGAAGAGAGACUGUGGAGGGGCCGCAGCCGUUUUAGGAGCUUUUAAAGCUACUGUUAAACAGGGCUUUAAGGACAAUCUUCAUGCGAUUUUCUGCCUAGCUGAGAACUCAGUGGGACCUGCAGCCACUCGACCAGAUGAUAUACACACCCUCUACUCUGGAAAAACAGUGGAGAUAAACAACACUGAUGCUGAAGGGAGGCUGGUGCUCUCUGAUGGUGUUGUAUAUGCAAGCAAAGAUCUCUCUGCUGACAUCAUAUUGGACAUGGCGACACUGACCGGCGCUCAGGGAAUCUCCACGGGGAAGUAUCACGCUGCUGUGAUGACCAAUAGUGAGCAGUGGGAAGCCGCUUGUGUGAGAGCGGGCCGCAGCAGCGGAGACCUGGCACAUCCUCUGGUCUACUGCCCCGAGCUUCACUUCAGUGAAUUCACCUCCGCUGUGGCUGACAUGAAGAACUCUGUGGCGGACCGUGAGAAUGCGCAGAGCUCCUGUGCUGGCCUCUUCAUUGGCUCUCAUCUGGGUUUUGAUUGGCCAGGCAUUUGGGUACAUGUGGACAUCGCUUCACCAGUCCACACUGGGGAGCGAGCCACUGGUUUCGGCGUGGCCAUGCUCUUGGCUCUGUUCGGCCAGGCAUCUGAGGACGCUUUGCUCAACUCUGUGUCCCCGUUGGGUGCCACCACAGCCAAAACUGCCUCUGAAGACCAGAUGGAGAGGGACUGCAAGAGGAGGAGACUCGUCUAAGAUGAUUUCAAACUGUUCUUAUUCAAAAUGAUUAAAUAGCAGUCACGUCUUGUACAUGUUCUUUCACAAAAGUUGCAUCCAUAAGACACACACAGACACACACCACUUGCUCUCCCCUGUCCUGUACGGACCACCUCCGAUAACCUCCCUUAGUAAAACUGACAGUAUACACCAUUAUGAAAGUAUACAUUGUCUCAAUGUUUCGUAAUGUACAUGUGAUUGUCGUUUUGAAGUUGCCACAGGGGAUGUUGCAGGAACGGAUAGGGGCUUGAAAUAACUAUUAGCAAAUACUGUGUUAAGAUCUUAAACAUUUUUCCUUUUUCAGUCAGAAAGCGUUUAAAAUGUUAUUUGAUUUUCAUUCCAAACGUAAAUGAUGACAUGAACACAGUGUUAGUGUAAGUGAUGUUUUUGCCACUAAAUGUGUGCUGACAAUAUUCACCUUUAAUGCCAGUUUCGUAAGUGUGAAGAAUAUGGAAUGUGAUUGACAAGAAUCUUUUCAGAGUAAAUGUGUAAAAAAAAAAAAAAAAAAAAAAAA